AUGGUGAAGGAAACGAAUCAAGGAAGCUACGUUUGCAUUGAACAGAAAGAAGGAAGGUUUAGAAGACUGUUCAUAUGUUAUGUUGCUUGCAUCAUUGGUUUCUUAAAUGGAAGUAGACCACUAUUAUUUUUGGAUGAGACCUUUUUGAAAGACAGAUACAAAGGCAUGCUCCUCAACGCCAUAGUAUACGACGGAGACCGAGGGAUAUUUCCACUUGCGUAUUGCAUAUGCGAUCAGGAAAAUGUAGCUAAUUGGAGAUGGUUCCUUCAAGGGCUAUGGUCCAUACUGUAUGAAAAGUCAGACCCAUACAAUCCUCCCCACCAAUUGAUAAUUAUUUCUAAUGCUGACAAGAGGAUUCGAGAAGCUGUGAGAGAAUAUUUUCCUAAAGCAAUUCACUCAAGAUGUGUUCUACACCUGGUUGAAAAUUUUAGAUCAAAGCUAAAGGAUUCGGGAAUGGGAAUGAAGGCAAAGUACACACAAAUUUUGGGAAAUUUGCUCCAAUAUGCUUGCUAUAAAUACACUACAACAAAAUGGAACGACUACAUGAAGGAAAUUUAUGAGAUGUCUCCAGCUGCAUAUGAGAUUGCAAUUAAUUAUUCGUCAGAGCAGUGGGCAAAUGCAUUCUUCCCUAGAAUUAGGUACGGCAUUCAAUCAUUAUGA
Asparagus officinalis (garden asparagus) is the source of this 660-nucleotide messenger RNA. RefSeq lists its product as uncharacterized. The record is from RefSeq and is a predicted model, not a curated record. Bases 1 to 660 code for a protein of 219 amino acids. The transcript has a single exon. NCBI's taxonomy places the organism in Eukaryota, Viridiplantae, Streptophyta, Magnoliopsida, Asparagales, Asparagaceae.